AUGAGAAGAAAACACGGAUCACAGAAGGGACACAACUGGAUUGACGAAGAGCUCAGUCUGGUGUGCUAUCUUCGAAACAUCCGCCAUUGGCGCUUUACGCAAAUCCAGAAGACGAAUUUCCCAUCACUCUCCCGACACUCGGUCGGAGGAGCCUAUAGAAAUUUACCUCCAGAAGAGCGAACACGUCGGGCGCUCGCUGUUGCCUCUGUGAUUGCCGAUUGCCACCACACUACAGAGCACAACUCUCUACGUCAAGCUCAAGCCGCACUCCCCAGUCCGGAACAAGGGCCAAGUUAUCCCAGCUCAACAAACACCGAUGCAGUUUUGACCUCGACCGGCAACAACCAAGCCCGGUACAAUCUCCGACCAAACAGACCCUCAACCUUCACAGAUCAACAAUCACGAUAUGUGGUCGAUCGCAUCCGUUUUCCUCACUUCUUCGAAUCGUACAGCCAACAUCUGAAGCCCUACGAGCUACCAGACAGCGAAUACGUUCCUCCGUCGCAUACACCUAGCCCAAGGUCGUCAGAGCGUUCCCAAUCCGUUCAUUCCAGUCAACCAAGCAAGGCUUCGAGCCUGGAACUCUUUGGUCUCGAGCCAAGAUCUCCCGAAUUGUUCAGCUGCACACCUUCUGCCCUUUCGAUCCACUCGAGUGACACUUCAAGCGCUGAAUUCUUCAGCACCGAAGAGUCCCCUCAUCAGGAUGGAUUCGAAUAA
Molecule: messenger RNA, 717 nt
Organism: Penicillium subrubescens
Lineage: Eukaryota; Fungi; Ascomycota; Eurotiomycetes; Eurotiales; Aspergillaceae
Exons: 1
Coding region: 1-717 (238 amino acids)
Source: RefSeq, a predicted model, not a curated record